AUAACCUUCAACUGUCUGAACCGUUUUACAGAUGCAUUCCCGGGAAGGUAUCAAGAUUUGCCCAAGAAGGACGGAUAUGUGCCGGUGUACAUUCGCGUAGGAAACACGCCCUUGGAACAAAUCAACCGGGAUUUGGCUGCGGCCUUCCAGGACAGCAAUGCUCGUAGCAUUCGAGGAACAUUGAUCCAGCAACUUAACCGCAAUACACGUUUCUCGUCGGAAUCGAGCAGCGCCUCGAGCGAGGAAAUUGGAAACAUCAUUGCCAAGGGAAUGCGUGCCCACCUGCGAAACCAGACUGAUCCCAAUUCCAGCUCCAACGAAUCGAACUCAUCUGAGCAAAUCGGAAAUGAAAUAGCAUCGCUCAAGGCAGCUUUGGCCACCAACAAAGUAAACUAACAGUUGAUAAGGGCCUAAAUACCCCCGACUACAACUCUGCUCCAAGACCGGAGCAAUUCACUGCCAUCAGCACUUCUAUGGAGAGCAGAAUGUGAUUAUACAAUAAAAAUAAUAAUAACAAUUAUGAUUAUCAAGUGAAACUUAGUUGUAAUGCGCGUACUUCCACUGUGAGUUUUUCGAAUCUUCGGGUCAUCAUCGAUGCGAUCUUUUCCUACUGAAAUCAGCAAACACGCUGCUCUAGAAAAAAUCCCACCGAUAAGGGGUUUCGUCUCUUUUAAGCUAACUAAAUUAGUAAAUAAAACGUAGAAUUAAAAACAAA
Molecule: messenger RNA, 715 nt
Organism: Uranotaenia lowii
Lineage: Eukaryota; Metazoa; Arthropoda; Insecta; Diptera; Culicidae
Exons: 2
Source: RefSeq, a predicted model, not a curated record